GAAGAUAGCAGGAAGGAGUGCUGCUUGCUUAAACCCUGUUAACGUUGUCCGUGCGCAUAUCCCAGUGUUACUCGGUGAAGCGCGACUGCUGCUCUUGACCGCUGCUAGUGGGCCACAAAAGAGGGGGAGAGGGAAAGGGGCAGUGGGAGGAGCCUCGCACCGGACGCACUGAAAAGUGGGGAGGGGGUUUGCCCGACGGAGGUAUUUUUUUUUUUUUCACUCAAUAGUCUCUGCAACCAUGCUUGAGACCACAGGUGGAGCUUAGGCUGAUGUUCAAGUGAAUAAUCAGUCAGAAACUACUAAAUGUGCAAUGGAAAGUGGUGACAGGAACACUGGGAUCCCAAUCAAUGGAUUGGACUUUCAGAGGCCGACCGUGCCAACCACAAGUGCAAUCACCAAUGCACACGCACAAGCCCUCCUCCAACAGCUGACCCUGACCCCCCAGCAGCAGCUGUUAAUCCACCAGGCCCAGGCUCAGCUCCUGGCUGCGGCUGUGCAGCAUUCAGCCAACCAGCAGAACGGCACCAGUGGGGCCAGUAUCUCAGCGUCUGCAGCCACACCCAUUACUCAGCUACCCCUCUCACAACCCAUCCAGAUAUCUCCUCUGCAGCAGCAGAAUUUAAGUCUGCCCCAGUUUGUGCUGGUGCAGCCCGGCCACCCGAUCGCCACUCCGCUGCAGCCCGCUCAGUUCAUCAUCUCCCAGACACCGCAGGCCCAGCAGAGCAUAUUGCAAGCGCAGAGUCUUCUCACUCAACUACCUCAAAGCCAAGCUAACCCCCUGCCGACGCAAGCGAGCAUCACUCUUGCAGCACAGCCUGCAACUCCGACACGUACCACGACAGCCACACCUAUUCAGUCGCUGCCCCACAGUCAGACGCCACCCAAACAGCUGGAUACGCCCACUUUGGAAGAGCCAAGUGAUCUGGAAGAGCUGGAGCAGUUUGCGAAAACAUUUAAACAGAGGCGAAUCAAACUCGGCUUUACACAGGGGGACGUUGGCCUGGCCAUGGGUAAGCUGUAUGGAAACGACUUCAGCCAAACAACUAUCUCUCGCUUUGAGGCCUUGAAUUUGAGUUUUAAGAACAUGUGCAAACUCAAGCCACUGCUGGAGAAGUGGCUAAAUGAUGCAGUUUGUGCAGAGAAUCUGACAUCUGACCAGGGACUGUCCAACCCCAGUGCCCUCGGCUCCCCUGGCCUGGGCAUUGAGGGGAUCAACCGCAGACGGAAGAAAAGGACUAGUAUAGAAACCAACAUACGCGUGGCCUUAGAAAAGAGCUUUCUGGAGCAGAACCAAAAACCUACCUCUGAAGAGAUUACCAUGAUCGCUGACCAGCUCAACAUGGAAAAGGAGGUGAUCCGGGUCUGGUUCUGCAAUCGCCGUCAGAAAGAGAAAAGGAUAAACCCCCCGAGCACAGGUGGCAUAGGCGGCACCCCCAUAAAAACCAUCUUUACACCCAGUAGCCCUUUGGUGGCCAGCACAGCAAGCUUGGUGAACAGUCCGACGAUAAACACACCCACCACUCUCACUAUAAAUCCAGUGAUGCCUCUCACCAGCACCAGUGUGUCCAGUUUAUCCUUCACAGGCACCACAGUUGGAGUCACAAACACUGCAUCUGUCAUCUCCACCACACCCGUGAUUACCGCAGUAACCAGCUCGCCGUCUCUAAGUCCGUCCCGGACCGCUGUUCAGUCCAACACCGCAGAGAAUAAAGUCAGUACUCAGGCGCAGGCCAUCGUCACCCAGGCCCCGACAUCUAUAGGCACCACCAUCGGAACGGGCCAGGUGAUGGUGGCUGGACCAGGUCUGUCCACAGCGUUUCAGGGGGCUGCCCAGUUGCCCACCAGCGCAAGCUUUGCGGCCAUGGCUGCUGCGGCAGGGCUGAAUCCAGGAUUAAUGGGCUCCUCCUCCUUUCCUCCAGGCGGGGCCGUGCUCAGUCUGACCCCCGGUGGCCUUGGCAGUGCCCUGACUCCUGCUGUCAUGAACAAUAGCAUGCUGGCCACAAUUCAAGCCCUGGCGUCAAGCGGCACAAUCCCAAUAACGGCACUGGAUGGGAGCAACCUGCUGUUCGCAAACGCAUCUGGCAGCAACGCACCCAACUUGGUGACCACACCACUUUUCCUCAACCCCCAGAACCUGUCGCUACUCACCAGCAACCCCGUCAGCCUGGUGUCGGCUGGGGCGGGCGGGCUGCAGGUCACCACUGACGGCCAUCACCAGGUCUCCACGGCCGCUGUGCCUGUGCAAGCCACGACGAUAACCACUGCCUCCAAGGCGCAGUGAGUCCGGCUGCAUCCGGAAUGAACGCCCUGUUUCUUGAGCUGUGCACUGCUCUCCUCACACAUGGCACAGGAAAUAGGCAAGGUCGUUUGAUUUAUGGUUCUGCGCUUCACUAACACACACACACAUAUAUCUGCUCCAUCGUAUCCGUUAUUAUUUAGUCUGGUCCCUUUUGCUUUCGCACACCCAAAAAAACAACAACAACAACAACAAAAAACCAACAACCACACAGGGUUGUGCUUGACCUUUUUGUUUCUGGGUUCUUCUCUCUUAAUCUUUAUGAUCUUUGGACACAGUAGCCAGGGGACUGGCUUCUUGAACCAGGAAGAUAAUUUUCCCUCGAUACUGUCAAGCUCCUCACAUUUUGUACAUACGUCCUUCUAUUUCAGGCAGUCUCACUUAACAUCUUUUCUGAACAACUCCUGAAGAAAAAAAUGAUUUUGCUCUUAACUUAAUACUAACCUCAUAAUACAUGUUAUCAUUAACGGGGAUCAACUUUUACGUUUGUUGGAACAGGCCUUGAUAUGAAUCAUAUCACUUUUAUUUUCUUUGUUUUUUUUAAUGUAUUGUUUUUUUCCCAACGUUGCAAGUAUAGUAAGUUAAGAUUUAAAUAUCUCUUUAAAAAAUGGUGGUUGUAAGGCUUUAAAAACAAUAAGUGGCCGAUAUAAAGGUUAUCAUUGCUUUAAGAAGCGCAGGGACCUGUUUGGUCUCUAUGAGUUUCUCUUUCUGGAAACACUGACUUUUAACAGCCGCUUGAGCUUGUUAAAAACAUUGCCGAUUGUAGACACUGAUGGAAAAUGACUGAAAACGUUCAACAGCUUUAAAAACACAUGGAGUGAAACUGUGGUUAAAGAUGGAGAGCAGACAUCUCCGCGUGUUGUAUAAAGCUCAGAGUGACACUGAGACUUAAAUAACCAAAUGAUCCACAAGGCUCGGUGGUUUGAACUAAGAUCACCUGUCAGGGGAUGUGGUCGUCACACUAAAUGUAGGGUGAUGUUGACUAAAUAUAUUUUUUUCUAUCUUUUUCUUUAUAAUGGUAGUACCGUCAUAUCUACUUGUGCACAGUAUCUGUACCAAAAAAAAAACUGGAUUGAUGAGCUGUUGUGAGAGAAAUUACCGUACCUUUUCCCUUUUUGUUUGCGGUCGUUCGAGUGGCUGCGUACUUUAAGAUAUACCAAAAAUAUUUGUUAACGUAACUGUAGUCGAUGUAGUUUUAGUUGAUCUAUUUAUGAACAGAAUCUCUCAUUUUGUCAGCAGAAUUUAAAAAUGCAAUAUUUUGAUCAUUUUCCAAAGAUUACCUUUUUUAUUUGAAAGUCUUUCAUAGAUAAUAAUUGGCAGCACAAUUGACCAAAAACCAAGGAAGGGCUGGAUUGCAGCAUGACAAACUUGUUUCCUAUUUUUAUUUCACUGGGCCUCGCCCAAACAUUUGCUCUCAGAGCCAUUCGAUGGUCCUGUUUUAGUAGCAUCUAUUGGGUGUCUGUGAAGCAGAAAAAAACCUAAAUUUUUUUGCGGGGUUUGUACAAAUAAUACAGCCAUAAAACAACAGCUUGAACCAAAGUGGUUUUCCUUAAUAGUGGCUGUGCCUGUCUGAGCACUGCAGUUUCCGUUCACAAAUGUCAGCACCCACUUUUCUUGAUUUGGUGCAGUUGGAGAAGGACGGAUGGAAUGCUCGCUUUAACAGCUUGCCCCUCCGUGAUUUCUUAAUAGCUUUAUUAGCACAUUGUGUGAAGAGCAGGCUUUGUGGCUCAGGGGUCUGUAAGGCUCCACUAUGUCAACACUAGGGAUGGGCAUUGGAAUUGAUUAUGAAUUUGGAGAUGAAUCGCGUCUCAAAGUAAGUGACAUUGAAUGCACUACUGGUGGAUUCAUUCGCCACUAUCAAAACAUAAUGGGUUAAUUGAAGAAUCUGUUUUGUUUGGAAUUGGUGUUGAUUCAUAGUGUCCUGAAGCAACGGGGCAAAUUGGAGUCCACUACGUGGCUGCAACCAACAGAGGUGUCCUUGAUUCAGUUGAGUUUGCUCCUCAAAGGUUUAAAACAUUCAAGACAGUCAUUCCUAUCAAGUACAGUAAAUUUUGCAAAGUGCUUAUCCCUAGACAUAAACCAUGGUGAGCCACAAGGCUCUUAUCGAGGUCCACUCUUUGUUCACAUUUCAUUAUAUCAUUUACAAACAAACCCAAAAUAAUAACCAGUGAUAAAUCGUUCACGCUGAUUUUGUCAAAUGCCCAUCCGUAGUCAACAUAUACUAUAGAUCUGGUCAUCGCUACCAUUUGAACUAGCAUCUAAACAAUGCAGUGCCCCAAAGCUUUCUCAGAGCCUUGGCUCCAAUUCGUCACUGCAGCUUUUUGGCUGAGUACUGUUAUGUGCCACACAUUCAACUAAACCCCCAAAUUAUAGCGUCACUGUUCUGCUGCUUCUGACUAACCAUAUAGCAGUGAUUAAGAAAUCACUGUGCAUGUCGCCAGCAAGAUAUCGUCUUGUACUUUUUUCUGUCAACUAAUUUUGACUGGAUAUACCUCAGCAGCACUUAAACAUUAGGUUCACAUUUUUUGAAAUUUCGUAAUACAGUGUGGAAUGUAUAAGUAACGCUUGGCUCGCCAUUCAGAAGUUAUACUGCUACAUAGGAACCGUACAUGAUAGGACAACUACUGCUUUUUCUCGUACUACUAUUUAAUUUUUCUCUUCUGCGGAUUCAUGGUGAUUGACGAAGAGAUCAUUCUUGCCAAAGUAAUAGCCUUUCUCUUUGCAGCUCGGCCGGCUUAUGGCUGCUCGUGUCUUUGAGGCCGCCACGCACCGAUGGAGGCCAGUUCUAUUCCGCUGCCGUUUGUAGUCACGCGACAUCCGAACGCAUUUGCGAGACGAACCGGACACCAUCGGUGCUAUAGGAUGUUACUGAUAUAUUUAUCUGAGGAAAGACCUAAGAAUCUGAGAAAUGUUCUUUUCUUAAUUCUAUAUAUAGAUAUAGAUAUAUAUAUACACACACACACAAACGUGUAAGAUAUCAUAUUUUAUAUAUGAUCCUGUAUGUUACUCAGACUGAAUGUAGUGUUUAUGACCCCCAAAUCUUCCUUAUUUUUUAUUUAAUUUUUUUUGAAGCGGUUAAGACCAAAAAAGAAGAAAAAAAAAACACUGCGGUCGGUGCGCCAGUCAAAGACAUGACAAUGUCUAUUCGCGAGGGGGAAGCGCUUUGACGCUCAGGUCGUCUGGCUGGUCGAGCGGAGACUCUGAAGUAUGUUUAUUUUUAAAUUUAUAUGUUAAUUAUUUUAGUUGAGUCAUUUUGGACUUGAUUUGCUGUGCUAUUUUAAACAAUCAUUUUUUUUUUAUGCCUAACUGAUUUGUAUAGUGUGAGAGGGCACGAUCACUGGCUUUCUUAGUUUGACAAAGACGAUAAAUGUUAUCAUUUAUGCCUUAUUGUAAUGUAGAUGACAUGAUUGCAUUGUAACGUCUGUCUAUGUGUGUCUGUCUGUUCGAGCUUAGUGUCGCUAGGUGCAUUGUCACUGACACAAUGUGGUGUGUUUUGGGCAUUUUGAGUGUGAAAUGCUCACUUUGCUACCUGUGUAUUUUAGGUGUGACUCAAGCAAUGCCUGUAAGAAAAGCUUUACUAAUAAUUCCAACAGGUAGGCGUCCGGAUGUGAAUGAGUGAGCAUUGUGGAGUAUUGAAACGCAGUCUGCAAACCAUUGUGCUUUUUUUUUCAUCAUUGACUUUGGAGAUGGGAUGGGCAUAAUAAUCAAUUAAUCUUCAAAUUAAUUAGAAUUUGCUUGAUUCUUUUGAUUGUAUAUUGCUAUUUUGUACCAUGUCGUGAAGCAAUUGUGAAAAAAUAAGGUACACUUAUUUGUUUCAACCAGCAGAUUUGCCGUUCCUUCUGUCUACUUUGGAGUGCAGGUUUUCGCUUUCCUUUGAAAUAUAUAACGUAUUUUCCUGACCUUUGGGUGCUGUUUUUCCCCUACUCUUUCCACUCUGUGGCUGAUAAUUUGACGUGAUUUAUUUAUUUUUUACUGUCAAGCUUCAAGCCACCAAUAGAUUUACAGAGUUUUGACGUAUCUUGACCAAUGAAACUAUCAAACACAUCACAGUGGACCAAUGAAACUGUCCGAGUCUGCCCUCAUAGUAAAUAUUCAUCAGCCAAUUGCAGUUAGAGUGCACAUUCGAGAGGGCUAGUAGGUGAUAGGAGUGGAUUUUCACCCCCCACUCCCACAGAAAAAAAAUCUCAUCCUAUAGUAACCCUGUCACAUUCUGGUGAAAACGACUCUUGUUCUGCUCCCAUACAGAAUGACUCCCAUACCACUCCCAAUUUGUAGGUCAAGUGCGUGACAAAAAACAACCAAAGUUGCAAUUUACUCAUUCAUUGAACAGUUUGUCACCCCUUUUUCCCUCAUUGAGUCUCAGAGGAUUUUUCCCCUGUUCCCAUGAAUUUGUUUUUUAUCCUAUACCGUACCAAUCCUAUGAUAAAAGAUCAAGUUGACUCCCAUCCUGUGAGAUUCCUAAAAAGGUGUGUGUGCGUGCGCGCACGCGUGCGUUUGCUUGUGUGUUUUAACAGAUUCAAAUUUUGUGAACUGCUUAUCGCUUUUCUUUUAGAGCGCCUCAAGGUUCUAAUGUAGGGCCACUAUUUCUUUCAUCCUUAAUAGUGUUUGAAAAACAUUCUUUCAAUUAAGUGUAUUUUUCUAUAAUUGGACAAAUUUGGACAAAUGCCCAUCCCUAUUUUCACUUGUUGGUGACAAACGCUGUUUCAUGGUUUCAGACCUGCAAUAGUUUGUCAACUGGCUUUGCUUUGCUUCAUUUUGAUCAAGUUGCAGAUCCCGGUGGAUUGGUACGUUAAGUCGACCCACCGUGCUUUUUUUUUUCAUAACGUUGACAGAUGAAGCGUGGGUGCACCAGUAUACCUCAUUUCUAACUCAAAACUGAGUGAAACCUGCUUUAACCUACUUAAUAAGAAAAUGUUUGAACACAUAUGAACGUGUCCUCGGAGAAGCCUGCUCAUUCUUGAUGUGAUGCGUCCUCCACAAGGUGUACACACCAGUACUCACGAAUGUUUUGCUUUUUUUAACAAUGUCUCUCGCACACUUUACCUGGAUUAUUCGUCCUUUUUAAUUUGACAAUCCUGCUUAUUUUCUGACUGUAACCUGGUGUGGAUGCUUUAUCACCCCUUCCCUUUCCUCCCACCAGCUUUGCAAGGUGGCGCCAUCCCGUGGUAACAACAUUAACCAAAGACUAAUAACUGAUUGUACAUGAAUGCGGCCCACCCUCUUGCCUCACUGCUCCUCAUCGAGCAGCUCACCCACACGUGUUUGGGGUGCAUUAGCUUUGACCGCAUGCGAAUGUUUUCGCCACGGUCGGUGCUGCAGUUUUCAGUGCCUGUGGGUGGGCGGGGGUAUGCAGAGAGGCUCAGGAUUGGGGUGGUUGAGAUGGCUUCUUUGAUGGACACUUGUUUGUGGUAGCUGGGUGAUGUUUGUUAAUACACACUGAGGGUUAAUCCUGUGCACUCUGUACAUGCUCAGGAUUCCUUGUGUGUCUGACUGUCUGUCUAUUUGGAGCGCUGUUACUAGAAUCCACAUUUCGCCCUCUGACUUUCUCUCUCAAGGACUUUGUUUAGAAAAAAAAAAUCCAUCCCAGGACAUAUACAACCCUUGAGUGACACAUCCCAAACCCACUCGAUUUCACUGCUGUAAACGCAUCACACUGUGUCCUCCCGUCCUUCCUUCCGUACCUUUCCUCCUUCACUCAUUCACUACAGACUGAUCAACUGUGACACUAUGCAUCCCCCGGUGGGGUAUUCAGUGACACUUUGCUCAAUGCUUUACUCCCAAGUGAGACAUCGGGAACCCUCACAAGCGCUAUAGAUCCCAAAGCAAAACUCCAAAUAUUUUAAACUUUUGUGUGUGUAUGGGCAAAACACGGAUACCAAAGAUAUCUCUUGUCAACUGUCUCUCUCUUCCUAACCGCCCUGCAGCAUGUGUAUUAAGAGACAAACCCAGCACUGGCUUUGAGUCCAAGCCUCAGUAAUUCCAAAGCUCAGAUGUAUAUUUUGAUAUCCUUCUGUCAAGAAAAAAAAUCAAGCGUGUGGAAUAAUAGUCUGUUUCUUGUUUGUUGUCAUUUCUUUCUCUCUCUCUCUCGGUCUCUGUCACAGCAUGGAACUAAUUGCAGAACUGUCUUACUAGGUUGAAGACAUUGUAUUUUUGUAUGUUUUUGGGCGUGUUGUGCGAUAUCAGCCAAAAUGACCAGGGCUUUUAUCGAAAGAUAAAAUAUGAUGAAAAACGAUUUUAAAAAAUCCAAUAUGUACAUAUUCUUUCUGUCUAUCUUCAGAAAGUCAUUGUGUAAAACUACUCGCAGUGGACACUUUCCCCUUGCCUUUUUUUCUUACCAUUUUUUUCUCUGCGGUCUAAUCUUUUUAACAGAACUCUUAACAUAAAGAGUUACCAUCUUGGACUAAAAACACUGAGGGACACUGUUCCCCAAAAAUACAUGGAAAUACAAACAAAAAGGAAAAAAAUACAAAAAAAAAAAAACGCCUCCAGCAAUGGUGGCAUAAAACUGAAAGACUUGUAGGAGUUUCAAGUAUGUGAAUCAGGAUGCAUAAUAGUUUUUGAUGGGUGUGUCUGCUGUAUUUUUUUUUACACAUAUACAAAUCUUUUACUGUAAGUGUACAGUUCUCUUUUGUUGUAAACAUCAUUAAACCAUUUUCAAGUGUUUUGA
Hippocampus zosterae (dwarf seahorse) is the source of this 8963-nucleotide messenger RNA. It is a transcript of the gene pou2f1b, whose product is annotated as POU class 2 homeobox 1b. Gene Ontology annotation, biological process: regulation of transcription by RNA polymerase II. The coding region runs from base 311 to 2281 and encodes 656 amino acids. NCBI's taxonomy places the organism in Eukaryota, Metazoa, Chordata, Actinopteri, Syngnathiformes, Syngnathidae. The transcript is spliced from 14 exons. Gene Ontology annotation, molecular function: RNA polymerase II cis-regulatory region sequence-specific DNA binding; DNA-binding transcription factor activity, RNA polymerase II-specific. The record is from RefSeq and is a predicted model, not a curated record. Gene Ontology annotation, cellular component: nucleus.